GGUUUGUUCAUUCGCGAACUUGUUUUGCAAAGUUUUCGGAAACAUGCUUCCUGUUAUCACCGUUGAAGCUUUGGACCAAUUGUUCUUGUACACAUGGAAAUUUCAACUUUGAACCAAUCACCAAAGCACUAGUCAUUUAACAACCAAGCCAGUGCACUGAAUGAUGCGUCGGCGUUUCAAAAGGGACCUACAUUACAAUCUACUAUCGGGUAUGAUAUUGAAAUGUCAAAAGUUCUAAAGUGAACCGAUUGAACAAUAUCAUCACGACGAAGAAGCCACAGUAUUCAAGAUUGACAUCAAUUUUAUUUAAAGAAAGCUUCAUCCUAUGAUUCAAGAAACCUGUCAGUCAAAUUUGGGGGUCACUAACAUACAAUGACAACCAAUACCAACAAAAGAGUAAAAUUAUCAUCACAACCUAAAAAAUGGGUCAUCAAUGCCUUUCUUAUGAAUACUCCUGGCCUUCAAAAUACAGGUCUUUGGGCGCAUCCAGACAACCAAAUAUCAAAAUACAACACUAUAAAGUUUUGGCAAGAUUUGGCGGUUAAGUUAGAAGAUGCAAAAUUCUCUGGUAUUUUCAUUGCUGAUGUUUUAGGACCAUAUGAUGUUUAUAAAGGACCAGAUAAUUUAACUCCUGCCUUGGUUGGUGCUGCCCAAUUACCAACAAAUGACCCACAACUAAUUGUUCCUGCAAUGGCAGCUGUCACCAACUCUAUUGGCUUUGGGAUAACUGUAAGUACCACUUAUGAACAUCCUUAUGAUUUGGCCAGAAGAUUUUCAACGUUGGAUCAUUUGACUGAAGGUAGAGUUGCUUGGAAUAUUGUUACAUCUUAUUUACGCAGUGCUGCUAGAGCUCAUGGUUUACCUGAUCAAAUUGAUAAAACUAUUCGCUAUGAAAGAGCCGACGAAUAUCUUGAUGUCGUUUAUAAACUAUGGGAAGGUUCUUGGAAAGAUGAUGCUGUUGUGAAAGAUAAGGUUCAAAACAUAUAUGCUGAUCCAUCAAAAGUUCGCUAUAUUCAUCAUGAAGGUAAGCAUUAUAAAGUUGAUGGGGUCCAUCUUGCUGAACCAAGUAAACAAAGAACACCAGUCCUAUUCCAAGCUGGUUUAUCACCUGGAGGAAAAGAAUUUGCAUCAAAGCAUGCUGAAGCUAUUUUCAUCACUGGUUCUUUCCCUGAAAAAGUGAAGGCAAAUGUCCAAGAGAUCAGAUCAAAAGCUGAAAGCAAAGGGAGGGAUCCUAAUUCAAUCAAGUUUGUACUAGGUAUUACCGUUGUUGUUGAUGAAACCGACGAAGCUGCCCUUGCUAAGUAUGAAUCCUACAAGAAGUAUGCAAAUCCAGAAGGUGCUCUCGCGUUAUUUGGUGGAUGGUUUGGAUUAGACUUUUCAAAGGCACCGGAUAAUGUUGAUUUAAAAACUUUGGAGGGUCCAAUUGGUGAUUUCAUAAGGAUGACUCGCCCAGAAAAGACAUUAACUAAACAAGAAUUCUCAUUAGACUCUUCAUUAGGUGGUGUUUAUCCCAAAGUUAUCGGCUCCGCAACCACUGUUGCUGAUAAGCUACAGAAAUGGAUAGAAGACACUGGUGUUGAUGGAUUUAAUUUUAACUACAUUAUUGCUCCUGAUACAUUUGAAGACUUGAUCAAGUAUCUGAUUCCAGAGUUACGCAAGAGAGGUUAUGUAGAUGAUGAGUACUUUUCUCCUGGUGGAACAUUUCGUGAGAACUUGUCAAGAGUGAAAGGAAAAAAUCAUCUAGAUGAAGAUCAUUAUGGGCAUUCGUUCAAAUGGACAUAGAAGGUUAAACCAUAAUUAUAAAGUGAUUAAUUGCAAGCGUACAAGUUAGUGUAGUCACGUGCCCAAAUUUUGAUUUCGCGAAAGCCUGUCAUCUUAAAACGGGCAAGUAAACCCAGCAGAAAAAUUUCAAUUAAUUCUGCUCAUAUUCAGGAUUCCAAACACAAAAGUUUC
Hansenula anomala is the source of this 1953-nucleotide messenger RNA. Its product is annotated as LLM class flavin-dependent oxidoreductase. The coding region runs from base 373 to 1782 and encodes 469 amino acids. The record is from RefSeq and is a predicted model, not a curated record. NCBI's taxonomy places the organism in Eukaryota, Fungi, Ascomycota, Saccharomycetes, Phaffomycetales, Wickerhamomycetaceae. Gene Ontology annotation, molecular function: monooxygenase activity; oxidoreductase activity, acting on paired donors, with incorporation or reduction of molecular oxygen. The transcript has a single exon.